CAGUCCAGGUGUGUUCACUCGCAAUUUUUAACAGACCGCCAAACGAAAAGGUCCUCUGUAAUUGAGUUUUAAUAUUCGUGUCAAAGUGAAGUUUGUAUUGGUAAUUAUUAAAAUGGUUGUGUUGACUUCCAAAGAAAAAUCAAAUAUGUCUGUCGCUGAUUUUUAUGCGGGAAAAAGUGUUUUUAUAACUGGUGGAACGGGGUUUUUAGGGAAGGUAUUUAUUGAAAAACUGCUGUACAGCUGCCCAGAUAUUGAUAAGAUCUACAUGCUGAUCAGAGAGAAAAAAGGACAAUCUAUCCGAGAGAGGUUGACGAAAAUUGUUGAUGACCCGCUCUUCAAUAGAUUAAAGGACAAGCGACCAGGUGAUUUAGGCAAAAUAGUAUUAAUACCUGGAGAUAUCACUGUUCUCGGAUUAGGAAUAUCAGAAGAAAACGAAACUAUAUUGACAGAGAAGGUGUCAGUGGUCAUUCAUUCAGCAGCCACAGUGAAAUUCAACGAGCCUCUAGCGACUGCGUGGAAUGUCAAUGUGGAAGGUACUCGAAUGAUCAUGGCUCUGAGUCGCAGGAUGAAGAGAAUUGAGGUCUUCAUCCACAUAUCGACAGCAUACACGAAUACAAACAGAGCAGUGAUAGAUGAAGUUCUGUAUCCACCGCCAGCAGACAUCAACGAUGUACACCAACACGUCAAAAAUGGCGUCACUGAGGAAGAAACAGAGAAGAUACUGAAUGGACGUCCAAAUACAUACACAUUCACGAAGGCAUUGACAGAGCAUCUCGUAGCUGAAAACCAAUCCUACAUGCCCACUAUCAUCGUCAGACCUUCUAUAGUGGGUGCAAUCAAGGAUGACCCCAUACGAGGCUGGUUAGCCAACUGGUACGGAGCAACUGGUCUCUCAGUCUUCACUGCCAAGGGUCUAAACCGGGUCAUCUACGGACACUCCAAUCACGUGGUGGACCUCAUCCCAGUAGACUAUGUUGCUAAUUUAGUGAUUGUUGCUGGGGCUAAGACUUAUCAUUCGAAUGAAGUGACAAUCUACAAUUCCUGCAGCAGUUCCUGCAACCCCAUCACUAUGAAGAGACUCGUCGGGCUAUUUAUAGACUACACUGUCAAACAUAAGUCUUAUGUCAUGCCACUUCCCGGUUGGUAUGUGUACAGUAACUACAGGUGGCUGGUGUUCCUCGUCACACUCAUAUUCCAGGUGAUACCAGCGUAUCUAGGUGAUAUAGGACGCCGCCUGUUAGGAAAAAAUCCAAGGUAUUACAAACUGCAAAAUCUGGUCGCGCAAACGCAGGAGGCAGUGCACUUCUUCACAUCUCAUACGUGGGAGAUUAAAUCGAAAAGGACGAGUGAACUAUUCUCAUCUCUUUCUCUCACAGAUCAACGCAUGUUUCCAUGUGAUGCCAACAGGAUAGAUUGGACUGACUACAUUACGGAUUAUUGUUCCGGAGUUUACAUAGAAAAACUGUUACAUUCCUGUAAAAAAAUUGAUAAGAUAUACCUUCUUGUUCGAGAGAAAAAGAAUGUUAGCAUUAACAAGAGAAUAGAAGAUAUGCUGAACAAUCAGUUCUUCACAAGAUUGAAAAAUACCGACCCUGAAUGUUUCAAGAAGUUGGUCCCUAUUUCUGGAGAUGUUCGAUUACCAAAACUGGGACUGAAACCUGAAGACGAACAGACUCUCAUUGACAAUGUAUCAGUAGUAUACCAUGGCGCAGCAACAGUAAAGUUUAUGGAACCAUUACCAAUAGCCAUGAACACCAACUUCGAAGGUACAAAGAAACUUCUUGAGCUCAGUCAACGAAUGAAGAAAAUCGAGGUAUUUCUCUACGUUUCAACAGCAUUUGCCCAUACACAGAAACAAGUUUUAGUAGAAACUAUCUAUCCGCCACCAGCAAAGGUGGAAGAUGUUUACAAAUUCAUCGAGGAAUAUGGAGAUGAUGAGCAGGCAACUAUGAAGUUUAUAUAUGGCCAACCGAAUACUUAUACAUUUACGAAAUCUUUAUCAGAAGCUUAUUUAAGUCGUCAUCAUGGAAAUGUACCUACUGUCAUCAUCAGACCGUCUGUAGUGUCUGCGACAGCAAAAGAGCCACUCAAAGGUUGGUUGGAAAAUUGGUAUGGAGGCACUCCGUUGCUGAUGAAUGCUUCCGAAGGUUGGCUGAGGAUAGCUCGUGGUGACUUUAAGAAUAGGACUGACAUUAUACCGGUAGACUUCGUAACUAAUCUGAGUAUUAUUGCUGCUGCAAAGGCUAAACGAACAAAUGACGUCCAAGUUUUUAAUUCGACCACAACAGCUGAUAAUCCGGUGACUUGGUCUGAUUACAAGAAAUAUUUUACUGAAGAAAUUGUUCGGCGUGGAAAAAAUGAUUUACCCUACCCUGAUCUUUCAUUUGUCGAGUCUAAAACUGUGUUGGCAAUUGCAACGCUCUUCAUGCAGACCAUACCAGCUCAUGUCCUUGACCUUUGGUUGAAAAUGACUGGCAAGGAACCACGGUACGUCAAAAUAUUAGCUCAAGUAAUUGUACUAAGAAAUGCUUAUGAACACUUUACCACCCACAAUUGGAUCAUGAGGUCUGACAGGACGAGGGAGCUGCACUCCUCACUGUCUCCCGAAGAUCGAGAGGAGUUCCAAUGUGAUCCCACCCAGAUCAACUGGCCAGAAUACUUGAGAGAUUACAGUACAGGCGUCAUAAAAUAUUUGAAGCCUAGAAAAAUGUAUUAA
This is a messenger RNA of Spodoptera litura, 2716 nucleotides long. Its product is annotated as putative fatty acyl-CoA reductase CG5065. Gene Ontology annotation, molecular function: alcohol-forming very long-chain fatty acyl-CoA reductase (NADP+) activity. Gene Ontology annotation, cellular component: peroxisome. Gene Ontology annotation, biological process: long-chain fatty-acyl-CoA metabolic process. The record is from RefSeq and is a predicted model, not a curated record. NCBI's taxonomy places the organism in Eukaryota, Metazoa, Arthropoda, Insecta, Lepidoptera, Noctuidae.